Brassica oleracea var. oleracea is the source of this 647-nucleotide messenger RNA. Its product is annotated as mitochondrial protein import protein ZIM17. The record is from RefSeq and is a predicted model, not a curated record. The transcript has 4 exons. Bases 64 to 549 code for a protein of 161 amino acids. Gene Ontology annotation, biological process: protein folding; protein import into mitochondrial matrix; protein stabilization. Gene Ontology annotation, molecular function: protein-folding chaperone binding; zinc ion binding. NCBI's taxonomy places the organism in Eukaryota, Viridiplantae, Streptophyta, Magnoliopsida, Brassicales, Brassicaceae. Gene Ontology annotation, cellular component: mitochondrion.
CUUACCAUUUACUGAGCUCUCCGAUAGAGGCAACGCCGUGAGACAGACAAAGGACGCGAUAACAUGGCGAAUAAGGUGGCUUGUUUGUCCCCGGCUUUGGCUCCAACCUAUUCUCCGAUAACUUUUAAUCGAAAGCCAAUCAAUUUCCACAAGCCGCAUCUUCUCUCCUACAAGCGAAACCCUGUAUCUGCUCUUCAACACAGGUCAAGAACUGUUCGAGUGGUAGCACGCAAGCAAAGGAAUCGGUUGUUUUCUGUUUUUGGGUCUCUCACUGAUGAUGAUUCCGAGUUAAACCCAGAAGAGGAGGGACAGGUUGCUUCUGUAGAUAUUAAGCUGCCAAGGAGAAGUUUGCAAGUGGAGUUCAGCUGCAACUCAUGCGGAGAGAGAACUAAACGGCUUAUCAAUCGUUUGGCUUAUGAGCGUGGCCUUGUCUUUGUCCAGUGUGGAGGAUGUCUUAAGCAUCAUAAACUGGUUGACAAUCUUGGUUUCAUUGUUGAGUAUGACUUCCGCAAAGAAACCUCCAAGGAUUCAACUACUGAUCAAAUUUGAUUUGUUUUUUUCUUUCUUUCUUUCUUCUUCUUAGAUAUGAUUAGAAAUAACAUAUUUUCCGCAAAUAAUAGAGAAAAAAAUGUAUUAUUUUUUUUUAA